This is a messenger RNA of Cephus cinctus (wheat stem sawfly), 1212 nucleotides long. RefSeq names its product UPF0764 protein C16orf89 homolog. Lineage: Eukaryota; Metazoa; Arthropoda; Insecta; Hymenoptera; Cephidae. Bases 15 to 917 code for a protein of 300 amino acids. Gene Ontology annotation, cellular component: cytosol; membrane. The record is from RefSeq and is a predicted model, not a curated record. The transcript is spliced from 6 exons.
ACAACGCACCCAACAUGGACCGUGCAAAAUUUCGGAAUUUUUUACAAAAUUUUGGCAUAGUGUUAUUUCUGGUGAUUAUCUUUAUCUUGCAGUAUGUCAACGCCGCUUUGACAACAGUGGGACUUGGGACUCGUUUAAAAACUUUACACGACACAGUGGAAUAUAUGGCUAAGCGACCUGAACAAAUGAACGUGGACGCCAUUUUUGGUAUCACGUUAGUGGAAGCUAAUACUAUGGCUUGUCUGGAACAUCCAAAACUGAAUGUACUCGACAAACAAUAUCGAAGGAUUUUGAAAAAUAUUUUGAGGAUAUCUAGAGAUGCCAGAAUCAACACAAUGUCCAUAAUCAAUUUGAAGAACGAACAGUAUCACCCCUUAAUUCGCAUAAUGAAUCAACCGAAAAUAUGGAUCAGACCAAUUCAUUGGCGUUUGGGUCUUCUGGGAAAGAUUCCUGUCGCUGGUGAAGGAUUGACAAGCUUUUGUACCAAGAGAAUAAUGUACCAGGGUACUCCUCAGGAGAAUGACAGCGACAAUUGUCUAAUUAAUUUGUCAUUGGGUGUACUCCAAAGGAAUUGCAAAGUAUCUAAUGACUGUGCAGAGAUGCUUUUAAGAGAUGACAAUCCAAGAGGCUAUCCUUUGACCCAUCGAUUAUUAUAUAUACAGUUAGCCAGAGCGUUGGGAUGUCAGGAACACCUCAGGACCAAUUUUACACAACUUAUACCCUUGUACUGUAAACGGAUCUUACAAGAUUUAGUUGAACUGGAAGCAACGAGAUUUCCGGAAAUGGCUCGCGAUCUCGCCACUGAGCAAAUUUUACUAUGCGGCAUGGAGGGUUUUCUAGAAUUCGCCAAUGAUCAUUAUACCAGUCUCAUACUCAGCUGGCCAAACUAUGCUGGCUGCUUCAGUGCUUUUGGGUAAGUCUAUUUAUUAAAAAAAAUUCUAAAUCUCUUUUUGACAUUAAUUUGUCAUAGUUUCAAGAGCGAUACCAGAAAUUUUAAGAAUCUCAGAAUCCGCAAUCGCAGAGAGAGUUCAGCUACUGAUUUUGGCUGUGAUAAUCAUUCGACUGCUUUGGGUGCUGCUAGUUUGGCAUUACUGAUACGUCAGUACGUGGAAGUUGGUACAGAAAUGUAAAUAAUCCAAAAAUAUGAAAACUCUAUAUCCAACCAACUAUGAAAUAUAGUAAUAAACCUAAUAACGUUCAAAUAAAAUAUUG